UCACCUAACGCCGACGAUUUCAGGCAAACCCACAGUAAAAAGAAUCCAACCUUGGGCAACGUUACGGCAGAUUCGAGUGUAUUUGUUUUUAGCACAAGCCCUACGCCUUGGACUGCGUGUCGGUGGUGCUCGCAUUCGCAGCAUCUUGCAAUUGGCAGUGGAAGUUAUUGCCGUGGGCCAUCGAGUUCAGACGGUCUUUCCGUCUCGGACAAACCCCACCGCCCUCAACGAUGUCGAUGCUCGCGGUUCCUACCGAGCAACGAUCCGAGAAGAGCCGAGUGAUCUGCGAAGGCGACGUCGUUGUCGUCUACGAGCGUCAUGAUCGCAUGAAAGCCGUGACGGUGGCCAAGAACGGGGAGCUUCAGAACAGGUUUGGCGUCUUUCCGCACAAUGAAUGGAUGGGGAAGGAGUUCGGAUGCCAAGUGAAAGGCCGGAAUGGGGCCGGGUUUGUGUAUCUGUUAGCCCCAACUCCUGAACUCUGGACCUUAGCAUUGCCUCACAGAACACAGAUUUUGUACAUUGCGGAUAUCAGUUUUGUUGUGUCGUUUCUGGAGCUGCGGCCGGGAAGCGUGGUUUUGGAGUCGGGGACGGGGAGUGGGUCUCUCACGCAUUCUCUGGCCCGGGCUGUAGCGCCCACAGGCCAUGUCCACACGUUUGAUUUCCAUGAGCAGAGAGCGAAUGCUGCGAGGGAGGAUUUUGCCAGGAAUGGCGUGUCUGGGGUGGUGACUGUGAAGGUGCGCGAUAUUCAAGGUGAGGGGUUUCCUGAAGAGCUCGCGGGCUGCGUAGAUGGUGUGUUCCUUGACUUGCCUCAGCCAUGGCUGGCUAUCCCCUCUGUGGUGAGGUCUCUUCGACCCGACGGCUUGGUCUGCUCGUUCUCCCCCUGCAUUGAACAAGUCCAACGGACGUGCGAGGUUUUGAGCAAGCACCAAUUUGCUGAUAUUCGCACUUUCGAGGUUCUCCUUAGGUCAUAUGAGGUGCGCCAUGAGAAUCUUAGCACCAGUUUCGAAUGUAGUGAGCAGACGUUUAGCAAGGAGGCUACGAAAUCGCCGCCUCAUAAGCGGCAGCGAGGUGAAGUUGAUGAGAAAGGUGGACCCGAAAGUGAAGGUCACGCAGAGGACCCCAACGGAGGUUCAAAGACUGCUGCCGGCUCGAUUGUGAAACAGUCGCGCCCUGUAAUUGCUAGACCAUACCCAGAGACUAAAGGGCACACUGGGUAUCUUACGUUUGCCCGGCAAGCCACAUGUAUGUAAGGGUUAAACGUUUACAUGAUGGCUAUUAGGGUUUAGGAAAAUUUUGGAGCUUGCCAACGUUUUUUAUUGGAAUUUUGCGUUAGUAACACAAUUUUUGCUUCCGGCACCGUGUGCUGGAAAUUCUCCGUUAGAAGGAGAGUUGGAUUGGCGGAGGGACUUGGCGAUGCUGAAUGGUGAAUCUCAUGGUUAUGUUUUUUCGUCGAUUGCUUGAGUGAAUUUUUUCCUGGCUCGGGUUAUAGUUUAAGCGGA
Messenger RNA from Physcomitrium patens, 1499 nucleotides. RefSeq lists its product as uncharacterized. NCBI's taxonomy places the organism in Eukaryota, Viridiplantae, Streptophyta, Bryopsida, Funariales, Funariaceae. Gene Ontology annotation, biological process: tRNA methylation. The record is from RefSeq and is a predicted model, not a curated record. Gene Ontology annotation, molecular function: tRNA (adenine(58)-N1)-methyltransferase activity. Gene Ontology annotation, cellular component: nucleus; tRNA (m1A) methyltransferase complex.